AUGGCAAAAACUCCAUCGAAGAAAGCUGCAAAGACUGUUGCAAAAACGGGUAAAGGCCGUGGCAAGAAACGUAUUGAGUCGUAUUCGACUUACAUUUACAAGGUGCUGCGUCAGGUUCACCCUGAUACGGGUAUUAGUAAGCGCGGUAUGUCAAUCAUGAACUCGUUCAUCAAUGAUAUCUUUGAGCGUAUUGCGUCAGAGGCUGGCAAACUCUCGCGUUAUAACAAAAAAUCGACACUGUCUAGCCGAGAGAUCCAGACAGCUGUGCGUCUUAUGCUUCCAGGUGAAUUGGCAAAGCACGCCGUAUCGGAAGGCACAAAGGCUGUGACCAAGUUUACGUCGGCUUAG
Messenger RNA from Peronospora belbahrii, 348 nucleotides. Lineage: Eukaryota; Oomycota; Peronosporomycetes; Peronosporales; Peronosporaceae. The record is from the annotation of a GenBank genome assembly.